AUGAACAAUAAUAAUAAUAAUAAUAAUCAACAAAUAGUAGCAGUAGCAGCAGCAACAGCAGUUAUCGAUAAUAUUGGUAAUCAAAAGAAUGACAUGACAUUGGAUAUUGCACAGCAACCUUUUGGAAGUAGAUCGUUCUCAGAUGAACAGAAAUCGUUGAUUACAGCGCUAUUGAAUAAAGAUAUACCACAGAAGCAUACUCAAACAAGACCCGGUGCUGAAGGACACUCUUAUGUAUAUGUAAAGACAGACCAAGUAAUUGCUGAGGCAAAUAGGAUAUUUGGAUCAGAUGGUUGGUCAUUUCAGGUGUUGGCAUCGGAACAACAGUUGGAGGAGGAGUACGACGAUUGUGUUAAAGUUGGUUUUUGGGCACAUAUAAGAAUAAUUCUACGUGAUGGUACAUUCCGAGAGGAUGUAGGCUACUCUGUUAUGACAAAGAAGAAGGCAGACAGUCAAUUCGAUCUACUCUUUGGCAACUGUAGAAAAUCUGCAGUUUCAGACGCUCUCAAGAGAGCAUUAAGAUUGUUUGGUAGAGCACUUGGCAAUCAUGUAAAUAUUAACAAUCAAACUGUAAUAAAAUCAACACCCCAACAACAAAUAGCACAACAACAACAAUCAAAUCAACAAGCUAUUCAAUCAAUUUCAGAUGAACACUUUGAAUAUUUUGACGAUUUAGAUUCAAAUAAUGAUGUCAAUGUAAAGUCUGAACCGAUGCAACAACAAAAACUACAGCAACAACAACAAUUUAAUAAUAAUAGUAAUACAAUCAAAAAACCAAUGCCAACGAUGCCUGUUACAACGUCUACUGGAAAUAACAAUAAUCAUAAUAUAUCAAAGGUGACAAUGGAUAAUAAUCAAGCAACUACAACAACAACUACUACUACUACAAAUAAUAGCAGUAAUGGAAGUAAUGGAAGUGGAAGUUCAACUAAAGUAUCACCUUUAUCAAGUAACAGACAUCAUCCAUAUCCGCAGGGUAUGAAGCCCAUGCCUUUGAGACCAAUGAAUUUACAAGCACAGGUACAGACACAGCAACAACAACAACAGCUACAGCAACAUCAGCAUCAACCAAGUCAUUUGCAAGAGUAUAAUGGUUCUUUUGAAUUUGAUUUUAAUGAAUCACUUGUGACAAGUGUAAAAUAA
This is a messenger RNA of Heterostelium album PN500, 1143 nucleotides long. Its product is annotated as RAD52 family DNA repair protein. Lineage: Eukaryota; Evosea; Eumycetozoa; Acytosteliales; Acytosteliaceae. The transcript is spliced from 2 exons. The coding region runs from base 1 to 1143 and encodes 380 amino acids. The record is from RefSeq and is a predicted model, not a curated record. Gene Ontology annotation, biological process: double-strand break repair via single-strand annealing; mitotic recombination; double-strand break repair via homologous recombination. Gene Ontology annotation, cellular component: nucleus.